UUUUGGUUUUUUAUUUCAAGAUACUCCUGCUGUUGUUUUUUUAGUUAACGUUUUCGAAAAGGUAUUCACCGUUUGGCCUUUGUGACCAAAUCUUAUGUCCGACUAUUUGUUUGGUGUUUGAAACGUUAAUUUGAUGGAAUAUGGAGGAACUGUAUGAAAAAUUACAUGCCCUAAGGGAUGGUGCAGGAGAUUUCGCUUCAAGUGGGUGCCUACCUCAACUACCGUUACCAGGACUGUUCAUCAAGGACGUUGGAGAUAUCUCUUUACCUGUCCAAGACGAACAAGCCAGAAAGAUUAUCGCUGUCGCAAAGAAAGCCCCCUUUGGCUUAGGGGAGAAGACAAUCAUAGAUGAAAGUGUAAGAAAAAGUUGGGAGCUGAGUCCAGCCGAGAUCGUGAUAAAGAAUCAGCAGUUUGAUCAUGCUGUAAAGACAGUUGUGGAAACUGUAAAGGAGAUUCUUGGUUGUGUUGAUAAAUGUGUCCAAUUAUAUUUAUACAAGUUGCUUCUGUAUGAAAAAGGUGGCCAUUUUAAGCCCCAUCGUGAUACAGAAAAAGAGAAAGGCAUGUUUGCGACAAUGAUAAUCCAACUUCCAUCACUAUUUGAAGGAGGAAAGCUGAUUGUGAGGCAUCAGGGGAAGAUGAGAGAAGUUAAUUUUGAUGGUGAAGAGUCUUUGUAUUGCUGUAAAUACGCGGCCCAUUACAGCGAUUGUGAGCAUGAGGUAACUGAAAUCACGAGUGGAUACAGGCUUGCGCUUGUCUACUCUCUAUGCUGGAGUGCAACUGGUGAACCGCCAUCGGCGGCGGCAAGCCCCGAGCUUAUCCAAAGAAUUGCUGCAAUCAUUCCCACUGUUUGUACCGAGAAACGAAAGAGGUUCGUUUGGUUCCUAGCCCACAGGUAUUCAAGUGCUGGUCUCUCAGGGAAUGGGAAGAGCGCACUGAAAGGCCAUGACGCGUGUGUGGUUAACGUCCUCCAGGCGGCUAAUGAAGUGUUGCCAGACGAAAAGAAGUUCGAGUUUUACGUCGCAGUAGUGACUCGUAGACGUCGUCUUGAGCAACAUGCAUGGGAUUAUGGAUAUAGAGGGCGCUUCGGCAUGUACGGCGAUUUUGAACCCAAUGGCAACGAAUACGAGGAGAUUAUCGUCGAGCGAGAAUGGUUUAAGCUUGAUAGCGGUGCCAAACAAAGAAUGGGGGAAGUCAACCUUGACUUUGAAAAUGAAGUUGUGAAUUAUCGCCGUCCUAGUAACAUGACUAUUGAAGAUUAUAAGAACGAGUUUUGGGGAGAAGCAUCUGAUGAAGGCUGCAUGGGGCCUACCGGCAACGCUGCAACGACCCGGACCUACUGGUAUAAAAAUUACGCUAUUUUCGCUUGGCCGAAAGCAAACACUUCGUAUGUAAUGUGUGAGAGUGGAUACGACGCUGCAGUGGAUUGGAUCGCAAAUGAAUUUUCCCAAGUGAAGCAUCUUGCUGCUGACCAUCCCAAUUACCAAACAGCUUUGGCUAACCUUAGAACUGUUCUAAACCUUCUAAUCUCGAUGCCAGUUUCCCUCAAUAGCAGUGAAGUGUGUUCAAUAUUGUCAAUUCUUGCUGAAUUGCGUGCCGACGCUUCCGAAUUGGCGAAUCUGUUUCUCACGGAAGUCAUAGCAAAGGGCGUUUUUAGUCGAUGGUCUCAUACAAAGGUUCACUAUUGCCUGGGAGACGAUAACAUGAUUCCACCACUCGUUCGCGUUGCUGUUGCUGUUGGCUUUCAGUCUAUCUCUGACGCAGUUUUGAAAAUGUUCAAGCUCAGUCCAGUCUCGCAGUAUGGAAGAUGGGCAGUAUUUCUAAAAAAGCUCCUGGAAAUCAACUGUACAAGUGGGUGCUUCAAGACACUUGUACUUUCUCUUGUUAAUACAGUGGAAUUCAGUUCUCAAAGCAAGACGACAAAUGCUGCAAGUCCUGUUACUUUGAUUACCGAAACAGCCCCAUUAUUAUUCGCUUUUAAAGAUACAGAGAUUCUUAACAAAUUCACUGAUGCUGUUCACGUUUUUUCCGUCCAGUUUCCCAACAGUGCAAUUUUGGAAAAACUGAUAGCAGCCUUAGAGAAUGAGAACUUAGGCGAUAACCCAAAUUGGAUAAAGCUUUUGCAAUGGAGAAUUCGUCAGUUAGAGAAAGUCGAGGGGACAGUAACACAACCAUUUACGUGGAACCAGUAUAAUGCUGUUAUUGAGGGCCAUCCUCAAGUGCAGGCUUUCUUAAGAGGCCCUGAACAAAAAAUGACAUAUCGAGCAUUCACAGGCAUUAGGCAUGCCAGAAAUUGGGCAAAAAACAUACUUUUUGUAUUUCCGGUACAUAUAGCAUUACCGUUACUACCGGUGGAACCGGUCAAAAGUCAUAUGCACUGAUUGAAAAGACAAGAGAAUGGUAUAACGAGAAGAUGGACAGAAUCCAAAACAAACGGAAAGACCUGAGCAAAUUACGAGCAAUGGUUAAGGGCCCAGUCAACACUGACGGGGAUUCAACUAUCGAUGCAUUGGAACCGCCCCUAAAGAAGAAACCAGCGGCUGCCAUAUGUAUUGAUUGAUAACACAGUCAUGUUUCCUUAAUCUCAACUUUUCUGCGGACUGGUUUCAGUCUUGUUUGCUUAAACCAAGAACGUUUCGCAUGAAUUGUUUUCGAAACUUGGAAGAGAACCCACCUCAAUUAAAUUCUUCUUUACAUUUUGUUGAU
This is a messenger RNA of Dendronephthya gigantea, 2703 nucleotides long. RefSeq lists its product as uncharacterized. Lineage: Eukaryota; Metazoa; Cnidaria; Anthozoa; Malacalcyonacea; Nephtheidae. The record is from RefSeq and is a predicted model, not a curated record. The coding region runs from base 141 to 2378 and encodes 745 amino acids. The transcript is spliced from 4 exons.